This is a messenger RNA of Alternaria alternata, 2691 nucleotides long. RefSeq lists its product as hypothetical. Bases 1 to 2691 code for a protein of 896 amino acids. Gene Ontology annotation, molecular function: GTP cyclohydrolase II activity; hexose transmembrane transporter activity. The record is from RefSeq and is a predicted model, not a curated record. Gene Ontology annotation, biological process: monosaccharide transmembrane transport; riboflavin biosynthetic process. NCBI's taxonomy places the organism in Eukaryota, Fungi, Ascomycota, Dothideomycetes, Pleosporales, Pleosporaceae. Gene Ontology annotation, cellular component: membrane. The transcript is spliced from 6 exons.
AUGGACCCGCGUUCGUGGUUCAGCAGCCUGACGGGCUACUUCGUCUACAUCCUGUCCGUUGCGACUCUCGGCCCGCUUCUCUUCGGCUUCCAUUUGUCUGAGUUGAACGCGCCCGAAGAUGUCAUCCGCUGUAAACGAAAGUCGAUCAAGUCUACCGUUGCUAGCCCCAGCCUCCCGCAAUGCAUCGAAAUGAGCCCAACCGAAUGGGGUGUUGUGGGGUCGCUGUACACACUGGGAGGUCUGAUGGGAGCGCUUUCGGCAGGACCGCUGGCAGGCAAAUACGGGCGCCUCAGGGCCAUGCAGAUAUCCACCAUCUUCUUCGCUGUGGGCCCCAUCUUCGAGGCGCUAAGCCCAAACAUUGGUGUUAUGGCAUUUGGAAGACUGCUGUCAGGAGUGGGUGCAGGCGCGUCUGUCGUCAUUGUGCCCCUGUACAUCUCUGAGAUCUCUCCGCCGGGCGAGAAGGGCUUCUUUGGUGCUUUCACACAGAUUGGGUGCAACGUGGGCAUCCUGAUCACGCAGUUGUUGGGAUACUUCUUGAGCCACGACUCCUACUGGAGGCUUAUCUUGGCCAUUGGAGGUGUCAUCGGGGCUGUACAAGGCGUGGGACUGCUAUUGUCGGUCGAGAGCCCAAAGUACAUUGCAGAGCAGGGUAAUGUCUCGCUCGCGAAGAAGACGCUGCGCAAGAUCAGAGGAGAACAUGCAGACAUUGAAGAUGAAAUGAACGACUGGGGUGUCUCGGGCUCAGGCAAUGUCAGUGAGGAGGAACAGACCCUAUUGAGCAACGAAGAUGGGCCAGCUGAUGCGAGACCGAAAGAGUCAGGCAAAGAACAGACGCUCAGCAUUGCGCAAGUCUUCCGCCAUCCUGACUACCAAAAGGCUGCCAUCGCUGUCGUCAUGGUUAUGCUGGCCCAACAGUUCAGCGGCAUCAACAGCAUUGUCAUGUACGGUGUUUCGCUUCUGGCAGGUCUACUCGAGUCCAAUUCCGCACUUCUCAAUCUUGCCGUCUCAGCGCUCAACAUCAUCGUUACAGCCAGCUGUGCGCCCCUGGCAGACAAGCUGGGUCGCAAGGUCUGCCUGCUCAGCUCCCUUGCCAUCAUGGGCACGAGCUCACUCCUGCUCGCCAUUGGCAUCAUCAAGUCGAUCUCUGUCCUCUCCGCCGUUGCUGUCCUGCUAUUUGUAUCUGGCUUCGCUGUUGGUCUUGGCCCGGUGCCCUUCAUCCUGGCGAGCGAGCUGGUAGGCCCGGAUGCUGUUGACGCAACACAGAGUAUUGCGCUCGGAGCCAACUGGAUUGCUACAUUCAUUGUCGCACAGUUCUUUCCGUUGGCGAGCGCCAAGUUGCACGGCCAUGUCUACUUCAUCUUUGCUGCACUAUCGGCCUUCUUCUUUGCCUUCAUUACCUGGUAUGUGCCUGAGACCAAGGGCAAGAAGAAUGCGGAUGAGGUCUGGGGCAGGGAGCCCAUAAUUUCUAUCUUCCCUUUUCGCUUGCUGCCCCGUACAAUCUACCACUCCAUCAUGACGGCUUUCCCACCACAUUUCUCUCCACACCUCUCGAGCGCCGGGCGAGAGGGCUUCGACUUCCAGACGUCACAGCUUAAGCCAGAGACACCGGAGCGUGUCGCGAACGAUGAUGAUGCGCACCACAACCCGCCGCCCUCAAUAAUAUCGCCUGCCUUUACGCCCCCAGCGACACCCGGGGGCGCGACACCCUCGCAACCCCGACCGCCCCGCUCCAUACCAGUCGAUACCUCAGUGCGCACCGACACGCCGCGACCGGAUCUACUGCCGCAGCUGCCCAAAGUGGAGUGCGAAGUGCGCGCGCGGAUACCCACAACUACCGGGCACGAGAUGUGGUUGCACGUGUACAGGAACAGCGUUGACACUAAGGAGCAUCUUGCAAUUGUUUUUGGAAACCAAAUACGCUCUAGAUCACUAGAUGCAGAGCGGCCUGGCGAGACGGAAUUGGACCGUAUGACAAGAGGCGCAUAUGUAGGACGCUUGUACCCGGGGCGAAUCAGCUCGCGGGUUGAGCAGCUCAAGAGGGCGGAAGGCGUCCCUACAAAGCGCAAGCCAGAGUCUGACUCGGAUCAUGCGCAUAAGAGCAACGGGCUGUUGUCGCCAGCGUCCGCAUCAUCCUCAGAGAAUGGAGACGUCCUGCCAGCCUCCUCACUAGAAUUACCUCUUGUCCGUAUACACUCCGAAUGUUAUACUGGCGAGACUGUAUGGUCUGCGCGCUGCGACUGCGGCGAGCAACUGGACGAAGCCGCGCGGCUGAUGGCCGAUCCCACUCUGUCACCCUCCGGCGGCGCUAUUAUCUACCUUCGCCAAGAGGGCCGCGGAAUUGGUCUAGGCGAGAAGCUUAAGGCUUACAACCUGCAAGAUCUAGGCAACGAUACAUACGAAGCGAACAUUAUGUUAAGGCAUCCCGCAGACGCGCGCAGCUACGGUCUAGCUACGGCUAUGCUGAUGGACUUGGGCUUAGACGGAGACAAAGGCAUAAGACUUUUGACCAACAACCCAGAUAAAGUCCAUGCGGUCGAGGGCCCGAAUAGAGAAGUCGUAGUAAGAGAACGCGUAGCUAUGGUUCCGCUCGCCUGGAAAACAGGUGGUAUGAAGGGAAUCAAGAGCGAAGAAGUAGAGAAGUAUCUUAGUACCAAGAUCGAAAAGUUCAAGCAUAUGUUAGAUCAAAAAUAA